GUGUGAGAGUUGUCGCACAAAGCUGCGAUCGUACCGCGGCCUCCUGACUCACCUGCACACCUGCUCCAAAGUGCCACGGGGCAAAGCAAAGCCGACUGAACCGGCGGUCCCGCUGCCCAACCCAAACGAGACCCCCAUGGACGUGGACCAGAAGCCCCCACAGCUGGACUCCGUGUCUACACCCCAGCAGCCACCUUCUCAAAUCCCAAACCCAGACGGCUCCUUCCCUGCUGCUGUUCUUCAGACAGACUCUGCUGCCCCACCUGUCCUCGGCCCCCCCUUCUCCUCUAAUCCCGAGACCGCCCCUCCCCAGCUUGGUCCACCGCAACUCACAGACGCGGCUCCACAACCUCAGAUCAAGACCGAAGUCCCUAAUCUGCCCCUGCCUUCAAACCUGGACGUCCUGGCGGCAGCCCCCGAGCCCCCUGAGGCCCAGAGUCAGCAGCACCUGACGCAGACCAGGUCUCCUGAGCCCCUCCCACCUGCUCCAGGAUCGGCUCCUCGCUCUCCUCCUGUGACCUCCGCAGUCUGGAAGAAGAAUCAAGGUGAGCCUCUCACAUAUAAUUUGGUCUUUUUUCCUGUAAAUAACAAUAUUUGUAAGUUAUUUUUCUCUCUUAUAUUUGCACCGAUGCCUUUAUCACGAAGUUUAUCUGACAAAAUGUCCAAACUGUCAAAGGAAAUGAAGUUUCCUGUGAAGCAGCAGUGAUGUUUGGACGUCAUCAGUCACAUUGU
This is a messenger RNA of Plectropomus leopardus (leopard coralgrouper), 732 nucleotides long. Lineage: Eukaryota; Metazoa; Chordata; Actinopteri; Perciformes; Serranidae. The record is from RefSeq and is a predicted model, not a curated record.